AUAAAAAAUUACUAAUCGAAUAAAAAGGCGAGAAUGACUGUUUUGAACCGGUCACUUAAUUCUAACUCUUUUUAAUAACAAUAAAAAAUUGAUGCACUCUCCGCAACCAAAGGCUCAACUAAUUUUAUGCGCUUAUCAUGAGUAAGCGUAAAAAAAUUUGCAAACACUAAGUGAACGAGUGGAAUUUAGUUAAAAGAUGGUCUUAAAUCUGCUAUUUAUAACGACGGUCAUCAAAUCCACGUUCGGUGUGGUUACAACAGGGCUAUGGUUGAUACCUUUACUUUUGGCCGCAAUAACAUACUACAAAUACGAUCUUGUCGAUCCUGAGUCUAAAGUACAUGACGAAACAAAUCUUUUCGGGGAAUACGAUUUUGUUGUUAUAGGUGCUGGUUCGGCGGGUGCUGUGGUAGCAAAUCGUUUAAGCGAGAUUCGCAAAUGGAAAAUAUUGUUAAUUGAGGCGGGACCCGAUGAAAAUGAGAUAUCUGAUGUUCCGUCAUUGGCUGCUUAUUUACAGCUUAGUAAACUUGAUUGGCAGUAUAAGACGGAACCUUCAAAUAAAGCUUGCCUGGGUAUGAAGAAUAAUCGAUGCAAUUGGCCGCGUGGUAAGGUUUUAGGCGGCUCCAGUGUCCUCAAUUAUAUGCUCUAUGUGCGUGGCAAUCGUCACGAUUACGAUCAUUGGGAGGCCCUAGGCAACACCGGCUGGAAUUAUGAUAAUGUUCUUCAUUAUUUUAAGAAAUCAGAGGAUAAUCGUAAUCCGUAUUUGAGUAACAGUCCUUAUCAUAGUACCGGAGGUUAUUUAACCGUACAAGAAUCACCAUGGCAUUCACCUUUAGUGGCAGCUUUUGUGGAAGCAGGCAAUGAGCUUGGCUAUGAAAAUCGCGAUAUUAAUGGUCAACAGCAAACUGGCUUCAUGAUAGCUCAAGGAACAAUACGACGAGGAUCACGGUGUAGUACGGCGAAGGCCUUCUUAAGGCCAAUAAGACAACGCAAAAACUUUCACUUAUCUAUGAACUCUCAAGUAACUAAAAUCAUAUUCGAACCGAAAACAAAGAGAGCCAGAGCAGUCGAAUUCAUUAAACAAGGACAAAUGAAAAAGAUAUUGGCGAAAAGAGAAAUUGUUUUAGCGGCCGGUGCCAUUAAUACACCGCAACUACUUAUGUUGUCUGGUGUUGGGCCUCGCAAGCAUUUAGAUAAACUCGGUAUAAAAGUAAUACAGGACCUGCCGGUGGGGGAAAACUUACAAGAUCACGUGGGAAUGGGUGGAAUGUCAUUUUUGCUAAAUAAGCCCGUUUCGAUAGUCCAAGAUCGCUUUAAUCCCACCGCUCUUACAUUUCAAUAUGUUUUGCGAGAACGUGGGCCCAUGACUAGCUUAGGCGGUGUAGAAGGUUUAGCUUUUGUGCACACACCGUAUUCAAAUCGUUCGCUUGAUUGGCCAGAUAUACAAUUUCAUAUGGCACCCGCUUCAAUCAAUUCAGACAAUGGAGCACGCGUUAAAAAAGUAUUGGGUCUUAAGGAAUCUCUUUAUCAGGAAGUUUAUCAUCCCAUAGCCAAUCGAGAUACUUGGACUAUAAUGCCUCUGCUAUUAAGGCCGCGUUCAAGAGGCUGGGUACGCUUACGUUCAACUAAUCCAUUUCAUUAUCCACUUAUCAAUGCGAACUAUUUUGAUGAUCCCUUAGAUGCGAAGACUUUAGUCGAAGGAGCGAAAAUAGCUCUGCGCAUAGCAAAUGCCAAAGUUUUCAAACAGUUUGGUUCAAAAAUUUGGCGCAAACCUGUACCCAAUUGCAAGCAACAUCAAUUCCUUACUGACGCUUAUUUAGAUUGCCAUAUACGUACGAUAUCGAUGACCAUAUAUCAUCCAUGUGGUACGGCAAAAAUGGGGCCAGCGUGGGAUCCAGAAGCAGUAGUUGAUCCCCGGUUAAGAGUUUACGGUAUUCGUGGUUUACGAGUGAUAGACGCCAGCAUUAUGCCCACUAUUAGUAGCGGUAACACUAAUGCCCCUGUUAUAAUGAUUGGCGAAAAAGGUGCCGAUCUAAUCAAGGAGGAUUGGUUCCAUAACCCUGAAUAUAAAGCAGCUACGAUUAGCUAACACGAGUCCAAGUUUUCUACGAUUUCAAAAUCUACAGCAAUCAGGUGGUAUACGAUAAGCUUUAUUAGUUGUUGUUGUUGUUGUU
Glossina fuscipes is the source of this 2171-nucleotide messenger RNA. RefSeq names its product glucose dehydrogenase [FAD, quinone]. The record is from RefSeq and is a predicted model, not a curated record. The transcript has 2 exons. The coding region runs from base 197 to 2086 and encodes 629 amino acids. Lineage: Eukaryota; Metazoa; Arthropoda; Insecta; Diptera; Glossinidae. Gene Ontology annotation, molecular function: flavin adenine dinucleotide binding; oxidoreductase activity, acting on CH-OH group of donors.